UUUCUUCAAUCUUGGCCUCAGCCCACGCAAAGCUUGCAAAUUCAGUUGCACUUUGUCGCGAGGCUCGAAUUCCUCUCUUAAUCGAGUCAACACACGCAAAGCUUGCCGGGAACAAAAUGGUCACCGAUGCUUUAAAUUGACAAUCUCGGCACACAAGGAGAUGCCAUCGAACGAAUUUGGAUGUCGUGUCAUUGAGGUCGUCGUUCCUGGUCUACUCGGCUCAUGGCCAGGCCCGGUCUCUCUACCUCCAUUCGAAUCGACAAGGCCCAGCAACAACAAUUCCCGAACCGUCGACUUCCGUCGCUCUCCAACAACAUUCUCCGGAUAGUUCUUCAGCUGGCAGUGGGUCAGGAGAACGUGCAGAUCUGGACCCGAGUCCGUGCUGCUGACCGAGUCCGCUCGCCACUUGCAAUUGUCGAUGAAGUCAAUCGAAGCACGAGAAGGACGCAGUUUUUGACUCCGAGUACGACGACGACGACGACGACGACGGGGAUCAGGAUUAAAAGCCCGGAUUUGAUAUUCGAAUGCGAACGUGAUCAGGCACCAGCAGCUGCAGCGCGUCUACGAGGCGGCCCCGGAUGUCAGAUACUGUCGACGAGGUGCCGAUGGCCUGGCCCGCGGCACGGCGUGACGGGUCUGAACAAGAUGCUUCAGCUCAUGUCGUAAUUCGGUCGUCCGAUCGCUGGCUGCUCGUCCGUGCUUCUGCUCGGCGAGGUGGCCUGAGAGUUUUUGUGCUUUGAUGAGGCGGAUUUGUUUUGGCUCUCGGCUGCGAAAAGAAUGUCGUUCGUGACAGUCAGAGAAGGGGUGGGCGGGGGGAGGGAGGGAGAGGAGGAAGAGGAGGUAAAUUUUUUCGAAAUUCUCACUUUUCUGCUGUUCAUCUCGAGGUUUGCUCUUCAAUUAUUAUGAGGUGAGUGACGUGCGCGGGCGUGAUUUCCUAGUGGGAGGAAUUUUCCAAGAUUUCUUGUGCUCGUACCGUGAGAAUUAUUGUAGCCUUGCAUUUCAAUUUGACUGUCAUGUUGCGUGCUGUGUCGCCUGGCUGCCACCCCUCACCUCAUGCAUGCAUCGGCCCCCACCCCGGAUCCAAACUCGCGUGCAUCAACACGGCCCAGAUCCAUAUCCCAAACCACAUUUAGGUAACGGCGAGAUUCCAUCUCAGCCGAGUGCUCCAAACAGGCAGCAAAUGCUCGAUUACGUCUGGGACCAGCGCAGCUCAUGGGCCUCAGAAGCUUGAGCUCGCAUCUGGAGUGAUUACCGGUUUCAUGUGCGCUAAAAUAGUUUCAUGAGUGAGAGAGAUGCUUAGGAACAGUGCUUAUGCCAGGACCACGACAAUGAUGAUGCCGCUGCAACUCAUCCUACCACCGACAGUGCACUGUCAGGAGAGAGAUAAAUAUCAAUGCAGAUGACAGCCAGAUGAGAUCAAUAGCUGCUCCGACAGUCGGAGUCAGCCUUUCAAUCGUCGCUGCGAUUUGCAUUAGUGGCAAGAUCGAAGGCUACCAAGGCGUUCAGACCAAUGGUUUCCUCAUUUUUCCUCGCCCUCCACAUUGCCCGCACACGCCAUGGGGCCCCUAUAAGGAACCGAGCCAGACAAAGUGUUCCUCAUUCCGUCGACCCCCGCGAGCGAGCGAGCGAGGCACACUGACUUUCCGGCAUUGAGAUCAGCAGCAGCAGCAGCCAGCCGAUCGUGGACACGGUCCGAAUUCUCUUUAGCGCCUGCGCAUGGUCGUGAACCGGAAGAUCUGACGUACACUCCAGGCUUCCUUCUGAUCGAAGGCGAAAACAAUUGUGGGGAACGAAAGGUAAGGUGGAUGUACAAGCAUCUUCUGGGAUGAAUCUCUUUGACCCGUUUCUUCAAGUUGCUUAUACAUUCUCCUUCCCAUUCGUGGCUAUCCGCACGGUCCGUCCCAGAGUGCUCCACAGCGUGCGACCUCGAUCCUCGAUCCUGAUUGGUAUCGAUAGAUUAGGAUUGAAUACGCAACAUCGAGAGUCCUGCAGUCCAUCGGUACUAACUGUGACAGCAGUCGGUCAGCUCUGGACAGCCGUAAUUUAGUCCUACAUAUGUUCUCUUGACGAGCGACCAUUCCCAGGAGUCAGGGCGAUUUCUUGGCACCUGAAGGUUUGGUAGACCAGCUUAGAAGUAGUGACCGAGAAUUCUGAUCUGCAUGUUUGACACACUGCUGGGCUGAGAAGCUCACGAUCGUAGAGCAAUGAGACUUGCCAAAUGUGAUAGGCUCUGACGUUUUGUGUAAGCGAUCGAGUGUUGUGCUUCAUGUAAUCAGAUUGUUUGAAGACGAGACGAGAUAUUGGGCAAACCUCAAGGAAAUUGUCUUUCUGAGAAUUGGAAAGAAAUGCAGGGACGUUCCGGUCGAGAAGUUUCGCAGUACGUCCAGGAAAAACAAUCCCCGAUGGCAAAGUUCGGAUGCAAAGUUCGCGACAACACUCCAAGUCAGCAUAUUGGUUGGUUAGUAGAGCACGAACUCUCAUAUAGGUCUACUUGUACGUUAACUAGAUGAUAUAGAGAACCAGAGACCUUCACCAACAGUACCCUCUGUAAGAUCCACAUGCUUUCCAUGAUUCUAGUUUCAAUGGAAUGGCUGAACUUUGAUCCUGGUGUUAAACUGGAAGAAAGUCUCAUAUUUCAACUCGGCCAUGAGGGUGUCAUUCAUCAGAUGUAUUCCGUACACGAAUCCCUACUACUUGCAGAAUUGCGAGCUCGAUGAGAGUUCGAAACUCAAACUUCAAUUCCGAUUCUAUGAGAUACCUGUCAACUUACUCGUCCUUCCAGUCGGCUGACUCGUUUCAAAGAGCGUCGAGGACUGUUACUCACGAAAUGAAGUCCUUGCACUGCUGGGCUCCCCGUGUUGCGCUGCAUGUUGGGUGCUGUAAUCGCAUAAUACGAAGACAGUGCCAGAAAUUAUCUUCAUUUCUUCACCACUAGAUCGCCUUUGACUCGCUCAACGACACCUUUCCCCAAGAAAUGAGCGCCUGGCUUUGAAAUUCAAUCUCUGAUUAAAGCUAACGGUCACUACUCAGCAGGCAAUGUUCCCUGCUUAUAUUUUAUGGCACUGGCUCGAUCGUUAUAUGGUAGGAACUUUGUACAAAGCAUGUCAUAAAUAUGAAUCUUCUGCGUCGCAGUUUCGAC
Molecule: messenger RNA, 3139 nt
Organism: Marchantia polymorpha subsp. ruderalis
Lineage: Eukaryota; Viridiplantae; Streptophyta; Marchantiopsida; Marchantiales; Marchantiaceae
Source: the annotation of a GenBank genome assembly